Molecule: messenger RNA, 996 nt
Organism: Sugiyamaella lignohabitans
Lineage: Eukaryota; Fungi; Ascomycota; Dipodascomycetes; Dipodascales; Trichomonascaceae
Gene: MED4
Product: Med4p
Exons: 1
Coding region: 1-996 (331 amino acids)
Biological process (GO): regulation of transcription by RNA polymerase II
Cellular component (GO): mediator complex; core mediator complex
Molecular function (GO): transcription coregulator activity
Source: RefSeq, a predicted model, not a curated record
AUGUCGACACUGCCAUACUCCAAGGUGGGGACACCUACAAUUCGACCGUCGUAUGAGGCACAAUUCAAGUCGACACCGUCAAUUCCCGCCUUGAAGCGAAGGUUGUCGAUAGUUGCAGCACAGAAUCAGGAUCCUCAUUCACCUCAGUCUCCUUCGUCUUCAUCUUCACUUCCAGCAUCAGGUUAUUCCACGAAAUUACGUAUCCAGAGUUCGUUACCACGACUGGAGUCGGCUAUUGGGCAGUUGGUAGACGGUCUUGGAAAGUUUACUGCAACUCCCCAGCAAGCACAGGAUGUCAUUGAUGCUGAUAAUGAUCUAUCGAUAGCAUUAGAAGAGCUUCUUGAACAUCAAGAGGCUGGAAAAACAAUUCAGAAACUGAAAAAAAUAUCUGCAGAGCUAGAUAGACAGCUCAACCAAGUGCUUCUAAGCUUAUCAGAAAGUCGACGAGAACUGCAAUCUGCUCUGAGAAACGUAGACGAUUCUGAUGAUUCUCGAGUAGCAUCUCCUAUCUCUGCUAAUGAGCUGCUCAGCUAUGCGACUAAAAUCACAAAAUUCACCCACCCACCUCCCGGGUACAAUCCAGAGGUGGCUAAUGAGCAUGCAAACCUGCCAUGGCCGUCUGAAGACGGACUAAGAAGAGGAGUACUAGCAAUGUUGGCUGCCGAUGCCGAAAAAGACGAAACUGCUCUCCGACAAGCAUCGACUGUCAAGACUGAACCUGUGAAAACCGAGCACACAAACCAAGAACUUCAUAAAGGAGCAGAUGGUACUUCUUCUCAGUCGCCUCAAAGGGACCCUCGUCAACGACGAAGCUCCAUCGUCUCCUAUGGCGAGCGACCCGUCAUCACCAAUCCAUCAGCCUCAUCUCCACAAGCCCAACCUGUUUCUCCCUCUGCUACACACGCUGAACACGCCAGCAGCGGAAACGGCGGUGGUGCACUCGAUCUUGAUCUGUUCGAUCCUGACGAGGAAGAAGACGAUGAGGACGAUGAGUAA